This is a messenger RNA of Cryptomeria japonica (Japanese cedar), 3225 nucleotides long. RefSeq names its product disease resistance protein Roq1-like. Gene Ontology annotation, molecular function: ATP hydrolysis activity; ADP binding. The record is from RefSeq and is a predicted model, not a curated record. NCBI's taxonomy places the organism in Eukaryota, Viridiplantae, Streptophyta, Pinopsida, Cupressales, Cupressaceae. Bases 66 to 2960 code for a protein of 964 amino acids. Gene Ontology annotation, biological process: defense response; signal transduction. The transcript has 5 exons.
CAAUUUACCUGGAGCUAUUAUUUCCUUCCAUCUUUGAAACACUGGGUUUCUAUAAUCUUUCAUUCAUGGCUUCUUCAUCCUCAUUUCAGCCCAAUGCUUUUAGUGAAAUUAUACCCGAAUUCAACAGCUUACAACCUUCACCAUCUUCCAAAGUAUUUGAUGUAUUCAUUAACCACAGGGGUCCUGAUGUAAAAGAUACUCUUGCUCUUCAGCUUUAUAAACUUCUUGACAGAAUGGGAAUUCGAGCAUUUCUUGAUUCCCAAGAGCUUGAAUUCGGGGAUUCCGUUCCUUCUACAAUUGGGAAUGCCAUCCGUUCUGCAUCAGUUCAAAUUGCUAUUUUCUCUAAAAUGUAUGCAGAGUCUCCUUGGUGUUUAGAUGAACUAGAUCUCAUGUUAAAGACCAGUGCUAGGAUUAUUCCUAUUUUUUAUCAUGUCGAGCCUUCGGACCUCCGCUACACAGAGAAAGGGGUGUAUUCUGAUGCAUUCAGUACGUUUGUACAGAAGGGAAGGUACUUAAACAAGAUUGAGGAAUGGAGAAAGGUUCUUUGCUCUGUGUCUUUCAUCUCCGGCUACGUACUCACCAAAUUUAAUAGUAAUUGUAAGAAGCUAUGCAAAGAGAUAGUGUAUGCUGUUCAUAAAGAGGUAGAAAAGAGAAAACCAUUACCCGUGGCAAAAAGUCCAGUGGGACUUAAUGAGAUUGUGGAAAGUUUUGAAAGGACCUGUUGCAAGAAAAGAGUGGACAAAGGCGGCAUCAUUGGCAUAUUUGGGAUGGGCGGAUCUGGAAAGACAACCCUUGCCAAAGAAUUGUUCAAUCGCAAGCGGUCGGAGUACAAUGAAUCUUGUUUUCUCUUCAAUGUGCGAGAAACGAAUUGUAUUUCCUUGCAAAGCAAACUCCUAAUGGAACUGUUCCAUGAAAAACGUCGAUUUAAGAGUAUAGAUGAAGGAUCUAGCUAUCUCCAACAUCGUCUGGCAAGGAGGGAUCGGUUGAAAUUCCUUAUUGUUUUGGAUGACAUUGAUCAUGUGCACCAGUUAGAUGAUUUAUUAGUAAGGGAUAUGCUGAGUCCUGGCAGUUUGUUAAUUGUCACAACCCGUGAUGAGAGGGUGCUAAUCAGGUCUAAAAUCAGCGUUCGUUAUAAGAUGAAAGAAAUGAAUAGGGAUCAUAGCAGAAAGCUUUUCUGUUGGCAUGCUUUCCGCCAACCAUCUCCAGUAAGUGAUUUUGAGGAUUUGGUUGAAAGCUUUGUAACAGUGUGUGGAGGUUUACCUUUGUCUCUCCAAGUCUUAGGAGGCCUUGUUUUUGCUAGUAGAGACAGGAAGUAUUGGCAAUUGCAAUUGGAUAAAGUUCUUAAAAUGUUGCCAGGAGACAUCAGACACAAACUCAAAAUAAGCUUUGAUUCACUGGAUAGUGAGGAGAAACAGAUAUUUAUGGACAUAGCAUGUUUCUUCAUUGGAAUAGACAAACAAAUGGCCAUAAGGAUAUGGAAGGGAUCAGGCUGGAGCGCAAAGCAUGCACUUCAAACCUUACAAGAUAGAUGUCUUGUUAUGUUUGAUAGAGUGUAUGAAACUAAAUGGCAUGCUGUUUUCAAAAUGCAUGAUCACCUCCGUGAUUUGGGAAGAGAGAUGGCAGAGCAAAUGAUUCCUCCUCAACGCCUAUGGCAACCUCAAUAUCAUAAAUCACUGGCAUCAAAACCAUUCCAAAACAUAUUCAUGGAACUGAAUGGCCGGUGUUUCAAUUGCAUCUCUGACUCGUUUCAGAUGACAUACUUUUUUGGAAACUCAGAUGAUUCUGUUCAAACAUCCUCUACUCUGCUUUCGCUUGAGCUUAGCAUGUUCAAGGACAAACACUUGACCAUUCCUUCAUGGCUUCCCCUACAAAAUUUGCAGUACUUGAGAAUUAAGGGCGGAUGUUUGGAAAGGUUGUGGCAGAGCGAUUCACAGGCCCCUUCACAGUUGAAAGAGCUACAGCUUCAGUACACAUCAGUUGAAGAUCAGUUCCCUAAUUCAUUAGGAGUAUGGAAAAAAUUAGAAGAUCUAGUCCUGUUUGGAAUGGGACGGCAAGGAUUUGAAAUUGGCCAAUUUAUAGUAAUUGAAGGGAGAUCGCUCUCAGAGUCACUUAACAAUCUCACCAAUCUUAGAAACCUAGUUUUGACACAUUUGUCUGUAAGUGGGGAACUAGCUUUGAAUAGAAGCAGAGACUCGCCUAAUUUUAAGUCUUCCAUGGAUAGCCUUGAAAAGAUAGGUAUUCGUGAUGUAGAAGCUUUAUCAAAGAUCUCAAUUAGUGGACAGAACUGUCCACGCCUUAACUCUCUAGAGCUUAGAGACAUUAAACAUCUAAUUGAAGUUCAUUUUACACAAAAUAGUGUUGAACUGGGGCCUUGUGAUCUAGCAGAGGAAGGCUGUUCAGAAAUAAAAGAGUUAUCAAGUCUAGAGAGAAUUCAAAUUAAUAAAUGUUGGCAGCUGCAGAAAAUCACAGGUAUCGAAAAGUUGAGAAGACUAAAAUAUCUAUAUCUUUCAGCAGGCCGUGAAGCUAUAUGGGGUUGUGUUGAGAAGUUACAGAGAGCACCAGAGAAUGUGAUAGUGAAUGGGAUAGCAGCUGAAGGAGCAGAGAAAAAGUUAAAUGCAGAGCUAUUUUCAGAUGUUAUUGGUAACAAUGCAGUGGUUAAUAUUACUGAGAACUCAUUCAAGGAGGCAGUUGUAACAUUAGAAACACAGUCAUUGAGUGCAGGGAUCAUAUGUCUUGUGAUUCCAACCUCUCAUCCCAUGGGCUAUAUGAGUGGUAUAGAAUCUCUAACAGGAGAAUAUGUCUCUACAUGUAUGGUUACUGUCCCAACACAAAUAAAGCGCGUUUGGAAGUGCCAAUUUGGUAAAACCCCAACAAAGAGAGGGUAUAUAAUAAGGGUGAACAAAGAUGAAGAAUGGAAAGCCCUACAUGUAUUCAAAACCGUUAUUUCUACGUUAUACUAGCAGCACUAGCAGUACUAGCCAAAGGAAACCACGGUAUAUCUAUAGGCAGCUAGUAAGCUGUAUGUUUUCUUUUUCUAAUUUAUGAGAACACAUAUAUUUGACCUCAAGAAACAAUAUUUCCUGCUAUCAUGGCCAAGAGCUGGGAAGCCAUAUUAUAUUUGUUGCUAAGGGAGAAAGAAACCUUCUAGAGAUGUGAACCAAAGAAAACAAGUAAUAUAAAGAAAUAUAACAGGCAAAGAACAUGCAAGUAUAGUCUUUCAAUGAA